This is a messenger RNA of Onychomys torridus (southern grasshopper mouse), 1415 nucleotides long. RefSeq names its product tRNA-yW synthesizing protein 5 (gene Tyw5). Gene Ontology annotation, molecular function: tRNA binding; 2-oxoglutarate-dependent dioxygenase activity. The coding region runs from base 216 to 1163 and encodes 315 amino acids. The record is from RefSeq and is a predicted model, not a curated record. Lineage: Eukaryota; Metazoa; Chordata; Mammalia; Rodentia; Cricetidae. The transcript has 8 exons. Gene Ontology annotation, biological process: wybutosine biosynthetic process.
GCUGCUGCCACCUCUGGUGAGUCCGCCCAUCGCGGCUGUGCCACUCGCCGCCCAGGCAGCAGGCCUCGGGCUCCCCGCCCCGCGCCUCGAACCAGCCGCCCUCUGGCGUCCGUCCCCUUCGCGGCCCUUUUCUUCUGGGGUUGUGUUUACGGGAGGAUCGGUCGUGACGGACACGUCCCGGUUCCCAGGCCUGUGCAAACGAACGUGAGUCCGGCAUGGCUGAGCAGCGCCUUCCGGUGGCCCGGCUUCGGGGCGUCUCUCGGGAGCAGUUCAUGGAGCAUCUCUACCCACAGAGAAAGCCUCUUGUGUUGGAAGGACUGGACUUGGGAUCUUGUACAAGCAAAUGGACAGUGGAUUACCUGAGCCAAGCUGGAGGGAUGAAAGAAGUGAAGGUUCACGUUGCUGCGGUCCCACAGAUGGACUUCAUUAGUAAGAACUUUGUGUAUAGAACAUUACCAUUUAACAAGCUGGUCCAGAGAGCAGCCGAAGAAACGCAUAAAGAAUUCUUUAUUUCAGAGGAUGAGAAAUACUACUUACGGUCACUUGGAGAAGACCCGAGGAAGGAUGUUGCAGAUAUCAGACAGCAGUUUCCAUCAUUAGGAAGAGAUAUUAAGUUUCCAAUAUUCUUCGAAGAGGAGCGGUUCUUUUCCAGUGUUUUUCGAAUUAGUUCACCUGGAUUGCAACUCUGGACUCACUAUGAUGUAAUGGAUAACUUUUUAAUACAAGUAACAGGAAAGAAGCGAGUUACACUGUUCAGUCCUCGAGAUGCACACUAUUUGUAUUUAUCAGGUUCUAAAUCAGAAGUGCUGAAUAUUGAUAGCCCAGACCUGGAUAAAUACCCACUCUUUCCUAAGGCGAGGAGGUAUGAGUGUUCCCUCGAGGCUGGUGAUGCUCUGUUCAUUCCUGCUUUAUGGUUCCAUAAUGUAAUUUCUGAAGAGUUUGGAGUGGGUGUGAAUGUCUUUUGGAAGCACCUCCCAUCAGAAUGCUAUGACAAAACAGAUACCUAUGGCAACAAAGACCCUGUGGCAGCAUCCAGAGCUGUGCAAAUCUUGGACAGAGCUUUGAGAACACUGGCUGAACUCCCCGAGGAAUACAGGGACUUCUAUGCACGCCAAAUGGUCUUACGCAUUCAAGACAAAGCCUACAGCAAGAACUUUGAGUAAAAAGAUGAACUAAAUGUAGUAACAAUUUCAAAUAAGUAAAAAUCAGCUUAAGUAGUUGAAAACUAUAACAAGACAAACAUUUAAAGAUGUUUUUAAAAAUAGGAUAAAUCAGUCUCAGAUUUAUUGUGUAAAAGGAGAUGCAUAUCUGAUUUCUCCUUGGUACAGAUUGAGAAUGCUUAGAACCAUUCUUUAGCUCUAAGAUGUAAAUAACUAAAAUUCUGACAAUAAAAGUAUGUAUUGAAUCACACUACA